CGAGAAACUUAGUGUGUGCCGAGGAAAUCAUGUCCAGAUUCGGGCAUCACUGGCGGACAGUCUCGGGGGUGGUCGGUGGCUUCACAGCAGGAGCAGCUGUCUCCGUCUUUCUGCUGCGGCACUUUGACAAGCCCGUCCCCGUCACUGCAGCUGCUACUGCAGCAGCAACCCCCGCGGAUCAGCUGUUGAGGACGCAGACGCGCGCCCCCGCCUCCACCGCCCCUGCCAGUGCCAGGGAAGGGGAUGUUCCGCCCUCUGUGGUUCCCUCUGCCUCGCGCUACGAAGCGGCCGUCCGCACCUGCAGGGAGCUGGUUCGACAGACCAAAGAAGAGAUGGGAAUCCCUGGUGUAUGUGUGGCAGUGAAUGUCAAUGGCAAGACAGUGUGGACUGAAGGGUUUGGGUAUGCAGAUGUGGAGAAUGCAGUGCCCUGUACUCCAAAUACAGUGAUGCGAAUUGCAAGUAUUAGCAAAUCCAUUACAAUGGCAGCGUUGGCCAGAUUAUGGGAAAGAGGCUUAGUUGAUUUAGACCAACCAGUCCAACAUUACGUGCCCAACUUCCCCCAAAAGUCAUUUGAUGGAGAGCCUGUUGAAAUCACCACAAGAAUGCUUGUCAGCCACUUAUCCGGAAUCAGGCACUGGAAAGGUGGCGAGUCAACAGAUCCUCCAGACAGCUCUGUAGUGCCGGAAUUUUAUAUGAAUACCAAGUUCAAGUCUGUUGAAGAUGCGCUGAGCGUUUUUCAAGAUGAUGAUCUUAUACACAAACCAGGAACCACCUACUUGUACUCAUCUCCUGCAUGGACACUCAUCAGUGCAGUAAUGGAGAAGGCUGCUGGAACGCCAUAUCGUGAUUUAAUGUUGGACUUAUUUAAUCAGCUAGGACUAAGAAAUACUCGUCUCGACUUAAAUGAUGUCCUCACCCCUAAUAGAUCACGGUAUUAUGUUAGAAACAAGCAUGGAAGACUCAUUAACUCGCCAAGUGUUGACAACUCAUGCAAGUGGGCAGGUGGUGGACUCCAGUCGACCGUUGGAGAUCUAGUCAAGUUUGGUGAUGCGAUGUUAUACUGCUAUCAAGGAGGGCCUUCAGGUUAUCUCAAGAAAGACACUAUCGAUGCCUUGUGGACUGUGACACCACACACGAUCAAAGCUCCAAAGAGUCUGGCACCCACCAGUGGGUAUGGAAUGGGGUGGGUUGUGACACCAGAGCUGACGCACUUUGGAGGUGUAGAGCCACAAACAUUGUCUGUCAAUCACACAGGUGGAGCUGUUGGCGCUAGUAGUAUCCUCUUCAUUGAUCCACAGCCAACAAAUGAUCAAAUCGCACCUUCUGGCAUUACUGUAGCAAUUAUUGUGAAUAUGCAGUCAGUUGGGCUAACGCGGUUGGCUAGAGAAAUUUCAAAAUGUUUUUUAAAUUCUAAGCAGCACCUACUGUGAGAUACUAAUAUUUGGUUUGAAUAAGACUAAAUAACUUAUUCUGUUAUAGAUCAGUAAAAUAAUUGGGUUCAAUAAAAAAUUAAAGAAAGACAAA
Messenger RNA from Thrips palmi, 1524 nucleotides. Its product is annotated as serine beta-lactamase-like protein LACTB, mitochondrial. The record is from RefSeq and is a predicted model, not a curated record. NCBI's taxonomy places the organism in Eukaryota, Metazoa, Arthropoda, Insecta, Thysanoptera, Thripidae. Bases 30 to 1430 code for a protein of 466 amino acids. The transcript has 5 exons.